Molecule: messenger RNA, 2643 nt
Organism: Cryptococcus wingfieldii CBS 7118
Lineage: Eukaryota; Fungi; Basidiomycota; Tremellomycetes; Tremellales; Cryptococcaceae
Product: ATP-dependent protease La
Exons: 11
Coding region: 1-2643 (880 amino acids)
Biological process (GO): protein processing; protein catabolic process; protein targeting to peroxisome
Cellular component (GO): peroxisomal matrix
Molecular function (GO): serine-type endopeptidase activity; ATP hydrolysis activity; ATP binding
Source: RefSeq, a predicted model, not a curated record
AUGGUACUGACUACGCCACUCCUCCCCUCGAGUAUCCCUCUCCUCCCCCUGCCCCCUCCCCAAGUACUCUACCCCUUCCUCCGCACCACCUUCCACCUCUCACAGCACCAGCUCGAUACCGUCCUCGACGCAUUGCUAGGCCCCGAAGAUCAAGGCGGGGAUGAGGAGGUUGCUGUUGUGAGGGGGAGAAUUGUUGCGGCUGUGCCUGUUGGGGAUGGAGAUUCGAGAGUAGGCAGAUGGGCUUGUGCUGCAAGGGUCAAAGCUGUGGAGAGGGAUGGCGACGCGUAUAGGAUGGUGGUUGAAGGUAUAGCUCGUAUCUAUCUACCGCGCUCCCUUCCCCCGACCUUAUCAAUCCUCCCCGGCUCCCCCAUCACCUAUUCCGACUAUUCCAUCCCCCUCCCAUCCCCCACCCCAAUCACAGCCAGCCUCCUCCCAUACGCCAAACGCCUCCUACCAUCUCAAGUCCACCAAAGACUCUCCGCUAUCCCGCCCCCGCUGAUGGCGGACCUGCUGGUGACGGUGCUGCAGGUGGAAUGGAAGACGAGGGUGGAGUUGCUUGGGGUACCGGAUGGGGAUGCGAGGGUGGAGAAAGUGAGGGAUUUGAUGAAGGAUAUGCUGUUGGAGAGGGGGAUGGCAAUACCGGUUGGGGAAGGUCAGUCAAGGGAAGACGUCAAGCGGAUUCCUGUGGUCACGUCCCGGCCUCCUCCCGCCCAGCGAGCGUCUUCGUCCACAGCAGAAGACGACGAGUUGGCCCCUCUCAGCCGUCUUUUCCAAUCACGUCAAUCCGAGCUCUCCCACCUCGCAUCUUCGACCCUGGCAAGAGAGCUCAAAAGGCUCAAGGGGAUAAUGCCAAUGUCGCCAGAGUAUGGGGUGGUAAAGACGUAUGUGGAGUGGUUGUUGGCGUUGCCGUGGGAGAGAGUUGAUGAAGUGGAUGUGAUGAGCUUGGAGGCGGCGAGGGAGAAGUUGGAUGAAGAUCAUGAGGGGCUUAGGGAUGUGAAGAGAAGGGUUGUGGAGUAUCUUGCUGUUUAUCGGCUGAAACGACAAUUGUUUCUGGAACAGAAGCAAGCCGCUAUCAAGGAGUCGCUUGAGAUUAAAGAGAACGUCGCCUCUCCCGUCAAUGUCAGCGAUGAACGAAAAGUCGAACUUCUACCCUCAUCCGAACAAAGCUCUGCCUCCUCUACGCCUACUCCGACCCAUACACAUGCCAGUAGUCUAGCCGUAAAAGACAACGAGGACGGUCCACCAAACGAUACAUACAGAGACAAGGGUCCCAUCCUCCUACUAGUCGGUCCUCCCGGUGUCGGCAAGACAUCUAUAGCCCGCUCCAUAGCCGCCUCCCUAGGCCGCAAAUUCCACCGAAUCUCCCUCGGCGGUGUGCGGGACGAAGCAGAGAUCAGAGGUCAUCGGAGGACGUAUGUGGGUGCGUUGCCGGGGGCGUUGGUGCAGGCGAUGAAGAAGGUUGGGGUGGCUAAUCCGGUUAUUCUUUUGGAUGAGGUUGAUAAAAUGGGGACGUCGAAUUAUAAUGGGGAUCCUUCGGCGGCGUUACUUGAAGCGCUCGAUCCGGCUCAGAACUGGGCUUUCCACGACCACUAUCUCGGCGACGUCCCAAUCGACCUCUCCCGAGUCCUCUUCAUUGCCACAGCCAACGACCUUAAACCCAUCUCCCACCCCCUUCUCGACAGAUGCGAAAUCAUCCCUUGCCCCGGGUACCUCCCUUCCGAGAAAAUCAGCAUUGCGCUGAAACAUCUGCUGCCUAGGCAGAUUGAAGAAGCGGGCUUGCCGGAGGGAGGGGUGGUAAUGGGGGAGGAGGUGGUGGGGCGGUUGGUGGAGGGGUGGACGUGGGAGAGUGGGGUGAGGGGGUUGGAGAGGGGACUGGGGGGUGUUUGUAGGGGUAAGGCUGUGGAGUGGAGUAAACAUCGAGAGGGAGGUGGUGAGAGGUAUGAGAGGAGGGUGGGGGAAGAGGAUUUGGAGAGGUAUUUGGGGCCAUCGGAGAAUGAGGUUGAGGAGGUGGAAGAGAUGAAGCCUGGAAUUGUCAACGGCUUGACGUACGAUUCAUCUGGAAAUGGUGGAGUACUCGUGCUCGAAACGGUGGCUGUCCCGGGAGGAAAGGGAGAGCUGGAAGUGACGGGGCAGUUGGGAGAAGUCUUUAGAGAGAGUGUGGGCCUUUGUCUGACUUGGGUGAAAGCGCAUGCGGUGGGUCUUGGAAUACCGACGUCAAAGUUCAAGAGUACAGAUAUCCAUUAUCAUGCCCCGGCAGGCGCUAUCAAGAAAGACGGUCCCUCCGCCGGUGUCGGUACCGUACUGGCGCUCGUUAGUCUUUUGACAGAUCGACCAAUGCCGAGGGGGACGGCGGUGACGGGGGAGAUGAGUUUGAGGGGGCGGGUGUUGAGAGUUGGGGGGAUUCGGGAGAAGGUUACGGGGGCUUUUAGGAUGGGGAUGACGAGGGUGAUACUGCCAAGGUCGAAUCAACCGGAUGUGGAGAGGGAUGUACCGGAGGAUGUGAAGAAGAAGAUCAAGUUCGAUUAUGUUGGGAGCAUGGAAGAGGCGUUGGAGACUGUUUGGGGAAAGGGGAUCUGGGCUGGGGAAGAUGGAGGCGAGCGAGGGCGGAGGAUGGUAGGGGAAGGGCUGGAGGCGAGGUUGUAA